This is a messenger RNA of Marasmius oreades (fairy-ring Marasmius), 691 nucleotides long. RefSeq names its product cofilin (gene COF1). Gene Ontology annotation, cellular component: actin cytoskeleton; cytoplasm; actin cortical patch. Gene Ontology annotation, biological process: actin filament severing; cell motility; actin filament depolymerization. NCBI's taxonomy places the organism in Eukaryota, Fungi, Basidiomycota, Agaricomycetes, Agaricales, Marasmiaceae. Gene Ontology annotation, molecular function: actin filament binding. The record is from RefSeq and is a predicted model, not a curated record. The coding region runs from base 48 to 470 and encodes 140 amino acids. The transcript has 4 exons.
CCAACUACAUCUUCUUUCAUCUUCGUCCAUCUCAUCGACCUAUCACCAUGUCUGGAAUUUCUGGAGUUACCGUCCACCAGGAUUGUAUCACGAUGUAUCAGGAGUUGAAGUUGCGGAAGAAAUACAAGUACAUCAUCUACAAUCUAAACAAAGACAGAACGGAAAUUACUGUCGAGAAGACGUCUGACUCAGGGCAGUAUGACGAUUUCCUCCAAGAACUGCCUGAGGGCGAAUGUAGAUGGGCUGUCUUCGACUUUGAAUUUGAGAAGGACGGUGGUUCUAGGAACAAGCUUUGUUUCUUUGCGUGGGCUCCUGAUGAUGCAAAAAUCAAACAAAAGAUGGUGUUUGCGUCGUCCAAGGAUGCUUUGCGACGCGCUCUAGAGGGAAUUGCAGUAGAAAUUCAAGGAACCGAUCCUAGUGAAGUAUCUUACGAGAGCGUCCUGAACAAAGUCAGUACCGGCACUCGUUGAUGAGCUCUUUGAACAAACGGGUCUCAACCACCAUUUCUAAUUCCGAUGUAUCCCUGGCGUUUCCAUGGAAUUGUCGCAGAAGAAAUCCCAUAUUGAGAAUGUAGACUUUGAAUUAUCUCUUAACAUUUUUCGGAGGUCUUGGGUGCGGAGCGAUUUCGUCCGCAUCGAGGCUCUAAGCAGACUGGUUUUGGUUUGUCCCAAGAUGCGUGAUCUCAGUGCCG